AUGCUACCAGACAGUCCAGUUGUAGAUACGUGCCGCCUGCUGAUGGCGCCGUGCAGCAGGAAAAGAGCCGUAAACGCCACAGAGCUGCUGAGCCGGAGGAGUCGAGGCAUCAGGGAUGCUGGGUCCCUGAUCAGGCACAGUAUGGAGGUCCUUCGAGGUAUCCUACUGAAGGACAACAGGGAUUUCGUUAAAGUAUGGAACAAGAGCUCGAAAUCUACAAUAAUGUAUGAGAAUGGUAAAAUCUACUUAGAAAAUUACCAGAAUUGCUACAGCUGUGUUCAUGCCGAGCCUCAACUUCUAUACAAACUGCCAAAGAGAUCUAAAUUGGAGAAAUUUGAAGAUGCUUUGCUGUGUCAGAGCCCACUUGACAGGACGUUAGCCUCCCCCUCUGAUCAAAAACCCAGCCUCUUGGUUUUGACUGCCAAUAACUGGCUGUAUCGCCUUUCAGUUGAAACAGGAGAGGAGCUGCAGAGAGUUUAUCUGUCUUCAAAGCACAAGUUCAGGUAUCUCAGCUGGGAUGUUUCUCAAGAGAGGUUUUAUGUGAAAUCUGUUCAAAACAAGGAAACCUCUUUAGCACGACAGGCGGGUAUUACUCAGAAUACGGUGAUGCACCUGGCCAUCUUUCAUGUCUUCCCUUUACAAAUUGUUGGCAUUUUGGAUAUCAACAAAAAGGUAUUUGGAAAUGGUGUUACCGAUGUUGUUCUGUCCCACGGUGUCCUUGUGGUGUCUUACAGCAACAAGUCAGUAAAGCUGUACAGCUUUGAGCACAUUGUUCAACGGUACUUGACAGAGAAGCUAACGCUUCGAAAGCCAAGUUCACUUCUUGGUGGCGAAACUGUGGGAGAUGUUCCGUUUGGUAUCCCAGUAAAUAUACAGAUCACAGAAUGGCCUCCAGUGCUUUUCGAGGUAUCAUGUGCGAAUAACAGUGUCCAAAUUGGAGGCUACCCGUGGCAUUACAUCUACACACCAAUGCAUACACGUCACAAGGGCACUCACCACAUCUGUUCCCUCAAGGACAGCACGAUGGCAUCAAAUGGAAUACAAAACAUGAACUGCUGCUCUCUAGAGAGUGAUGGGAUUUUCUUCCACCCUGAUGGCUCCGGAAGAAUCGUUCAUGUUGGACCUGCCACCAUAAAUGUCCUGAAAAUCCUUGUUGAACUGAACAAGGAUUUCCCAUCAAAGGUGGUUAAGGAUUUCUCUAUGAAAACCCAUCGAAACGACAAUCCUUCCUCACAAAUCACAGUCACCUCAUCGGGCCGAACGGUGAAGAAAAGAUUUCAUCAGCUGGAUGAUGAUCCAGAUCAAGAUACUUUCCGUAUUGUGGAAUAUGAGGACGAGCUGGACCUUUUGGCAGUCGUGGUUACUAACGGUGAGGAAGGAGAAGGAAGAGCCCAAAUCCAACUGCAUGACAACCAGAGUGGGCAGUUACUGCGGACUGUCCAUCUGCUGGAACCUUGGGACGAGACUUAUCGACAUGAGUUGUUUUUUGACAAGGACACAAUUGUUCAUAUUGAACAGAAGAACAACGGCUUCUGCUGCCACGUUUACAAGCUCAAAGUCGCCCGGAAAUAAGACUUUCAUUUUUCAUGAUAACUUUAAUAAAUGUUUCCAACUUGCAUUUUA
Molecule: messenger RNA, 1623 nt
Organism: Pseudoliparis swirei
Lineage: Eukaryota; Metazoa; Chordata; Actinopteri; Perciformes; Liparidae
Gene: dcaf17
Product: ddb1 and cul4 associated factor 17
Biological process (GO): protein ubiquitination
Cellular component (GO): Cul4-RING E3 ubiquitin ligase complex
Source: RefSeq, a predicted model, not a curated record